Molecule: messenger RNA, 988 nt
Organism: Miniopterus natalensis
Lineage: Eukaryota; Metazoa; Chordata; Mammalia; Chiroptera; Miniopteridae
Source: RefSeq, a predicted model, not a curated record
GUGCGAGGUAGACAGCAUGUUGGCAGAUGUUCUGGGCAGUGAGAAUCCAAACACACACAAGAACUUCUGGAACUUGGUAAGUACCCCAUGCAGGCCAGGCCUCCCUUUCUCCCACCACAUGUCCUGUUUCCCCCCGUGUUCGCAGGCACGCGUGAGGGUUACUUACUGAGCCUAAGUGCACUUGGCCUGGCUCUUUUUGUCUGUGAUUAUGGAGAUGCCCUUAGAUCUUUUCUUCCCUGCUCCGCGGGAGAGUUUAGAUCUAAGUUAUGUAAAAAAAAGUAAUGCUUUGUAGACUCCAGUGAGAAGGGACAUUUGGUUUUUUUGUGCAUCUAAGGGAGAGAAGACUUGGAGAUAAUACAAAACUGAUGAUCGGGGCUGGGGGUUGGGGCGUUGAUGUAAAUGAGCUUGAGGGCCUUUCUGUGCUGGCACUGCUCUCCCAAACAUGGUGAACGUUCCUAAAACCUGCCUGACUUGCUGGAAGAAGUGUGGCAAGCAUCAGCCCCACAGAGUAACACAGUACAAGGGCAAGGAUCCUCUGUAUGCGCAGGGAAAGGGACAUGAUGACAGGAAGCAGAGUGGCUACGGUGGGCAGACUGAGCCGAUUCUACGCAAAAAGGCUAAAACCGCGAAGAAGGUUGUGCUGAGGCUUGAAUGUGUUGAACCCCACUGCAGAUCUAAGAGAAUGCUGGCUAGUAAGGCAUGCAAGCAUCUGAACUGGGAGGUGAUGAGACGAGAAAGGGCCAAGUAAUCCAGUUCUAAGCUUCAAAUUUUGUUUUAUUAUGUGACAAUAAAAUCUUGAGGAUAUGUUCACUUGAAAAAAAAUAAAUAAAUGAGCUUGUGAGGUGGUUUUGAGGUGAUAGAAAUGUUCUAAAAUGACUGAUGGUGUACAACUCUGCAAACUUACUUAACCUCAUUGAAUUAUACAUUUAAAUAGGUGAAUGUUUAUAGUGUAUAAAUUAUAACUCAAUAAAGCUGUUAAAAACAAAAA